This is a messenger RNA of Solea senegalensis (Senegalese sole), 1078 nucleotides long. RefSeq names its product UI-like. The transcript has 2 exons. NCBI's taxonomy places the organism in Eukaryota, Metazoa, Chordata, Actinopteri, Pleuronectiformes, Soleidae. The record is from RefSeq and is a predicted model, not a curated record. Gene Ontology annotation, molecular function: hormone activity. Gene Ontology annotation, cellular component: extracellular region. The coding region runs from base 187 to 828 and encodes 213 amino acids.
AGGAAGGAUGGCUGUAGGAAGGAAGGCUAGAUGGAGGUAAGGAUGGAUAGUUUGAUGGAUGUAGGAAGGAAGGAAAGUUGGAAGGAAGGAUUGAUAUUAGAAGGAUAGAUGGAGGGAAGAACGGAAUACAAAGUGGAUGGAAGGAAGGAAAGUAGGAAGAAAUGAAGGAUAUGAAUAGAAGGAAGGAUGGUGUGUGUGUGUCGGUCGAUAUUUGUCCACGCCGCUCUCCUCGCUCUGGUUGUGACGUCACAGCUGCAGAGCGGAUGUAUAAAAAGCCUCGCGCGCGUUUGUCGCUCACUGACACUCACUGUGGAAGCGGAGACAUCAAAGACUCAAGCCGCAGCCUCUAAUCUGCUCAACCAAGACAUGAAGCCGCUCUCUCUGCUCCUCCUCCUCUCCUCGGUCCUCCUCUCCUCGCACCUCCGCCCCGCCGCCGGCAGACCGCGCGCUCUCCCUGGCUGGCUCAUGGACGAGAGCGGCCACGUUCAGGCGCAGCGGCUGGAGGAACUCCUGCGCAGAGUGUCCGGCGUGGACAGCUCUCCUUCCUCCUCCUCCACCGCUGAUCUGCUGCACGAGAACAUCCUGAAGCUCCUCCACAGCAGGAACCACCCCGAGCUCGCGCACCUGCAGCCGCCACAGGAGCAGGCGCAGAGCGACAACGAGGACCUGAGGACGGCGGCGGUGGCGGCGCAGCUGCUGAAGCGCAGCGAGAACCCACAGCUGUCCAUCAACCUGACCUUUGACAUGCUGAGGGACAUGAUCCACAUGGCCGAGAUGGAGCGGCUCGUGGCGGACAACGAGAAAAUGUUCGGCGACGCCGGGAAGUAAAGCUGCAAUAAACACUGUCCACACAACCGCUGACACACGUGUUUGUUUGUUUGUUUGUUUGUUUGUUUGUUUGUUUGUUUGUCUGUGCGUGUUUCCUCUGUGCGUCUCCAUUUUACGCACAGCAAAAUUACGCAUCGCAGCCUCGUCCAAAGUAAAUGUGUGAGUGUUGAUUUGAAGACUUUGUUGGACAAAAUGGACACAGACCCCACAUCCACGCUGACCUUCAAUCACGUGACCCCCCCCCAAAAAA